Molecule: messenger RNA, 1553 nt
Organism: Photinus pyralis (common eastern firefly)
Lineage: Eukaryota; Metazoa; Arthropoda; Insecta; Coleoptera; Lampyridae
Exons: 2
Coding region: 347-1021 (224 amino acids)
Molecular function (GO): nucleic acid binding
Source: RefSeq, a predicted model, not a curated record
UAUGCCAUAAAACAUGUAAGAGGUACCGGGUCUUCAUCAAUUACUGAGACCCACGUGACCAAAUUUAAAUUUCCCGCUUUAAAUAUUUUUUCUUUAUGUUGGUAGACACGGACAGUUGGUUAAAACAAAAUACCCAAAUUGCAUAUUUGUUUAUUUCACCUCCUGUCAAUCUUUGCUUGUGUUUACCGUUUUUUUCGAAUUUCUUUAACAUUAUCUUAAAUCAACAGCCAAAACAGUUCUUUUCAGAGCUCUUAACGCUACGAAGUUAUUCUGAUGUAAGUUAACAAUUUUUUAAGGAGAAUUGUCAUUAAGUUAUUCUGAAUUUUUAGUGUAUCGCUGUAGGAAGAUGGUGUUCACACCAGAGCAAGAUGCUUUUAUUUUAAUGGCACAUUUCCGCAGUGGUAACCGAAAUCCUGAUGGAACUUGGAGCUAUUCACUGCAAUCGUGCAUUGAACAGUUUUCCGAAGAAUACCCUGAUGUUAAUAUCGACUACGAUGUAUUUAAGAACCACAGGUCACGUCUAAUAACACGAUAUGAAAACAAGCACUGCAUUUGCAAAGGGAAGUCAACAGGCAGACCGACUGUUUUAAGUGAAAAUGUUGUUAACGAUAUUCAACAACGAACGGAACAAAGUCCCAAAAAAUCGAUUUCUCGACUUUCCGCUCAAACAGGCCUAUCGACUGGUACCUGCCACAAAGCUUUGAAGAAGGUGCUACACAUGCAUCCGUACAAAAUUUCUUCCGUGCAACAAUUACAUGCACUUGAUUACGAUCGUCGAGUGCAAUAUUGCCACUGGUUCAACGAACGCUUAAACGAUAACAAUUUGUUAGACCUAACGUUUUAUUCAGACGAAGCAUGGGUACAUUUGUCAGGUUACGUUAAUAGCCAAAAUUACCGGACUUGGGCAGCAGAAAAUCCGCACAUUUUUGUCGAAACAUCUCUACAUCCCCAAAAGGUUGGCGUUUGGGUAGCCAUGUCAAGAAGGAGGAUAAUUGGACCGAUUUUUUUUAUGAAACUAUAAACGGAGAGCGAUAUCGUGCAAUUCUGCAUCAAGCUAUUGAAAAAAUCUGCAAGAUGAUGAGCUACAACAUGGAUUUUUCCAGCAAGAUGGAGCCACGGCACACACCGCUAACGAAACGCUUAGAUACCUCCAAGAAUUUUAUGGCGAUCGAAUUAUAAGCACUGGUUUGUGGCCUCCAAGUAGUCCUGACCUCACACCAUUGGACUACUUUUUGUUUGGACGAAUUAAAAAUAAUAUAUUUAAAAAUCGGCUGCACACACUCGAAGAAUUGGAAAGGGCGAUACGACAAGAAAUAAACGAUGUGACGCAAGAUGAACUCGAACGUGUAUUUGAAAAUAUGAAGCGUAGAGUGAAUUUGUGCCUGGAAGUGAACGGUGGCCCCUUUGAGCACCUUUUGUAACAAUAAAUAGUACAAUAUAUUUCGUGUUUCUCUAAAAUACUUAAUUCGGCCUCCAAAUAUUACUGGGCUUCAGUAGUAACUUUCCUAGGGGAAAAAAAUCAGGAUGACCACUCGCGCAUUUUUAGUUGCCUA